Messenger RNA from Oncorhynchus mykiss (rainbow trout), 2289 nucleotides. The record is from RefSeq and is a predicted model, not a curated record. NCBI's taxonomy places the organism in Eukaryota, Metazoa, Chordata, Actinopteri, Salmoniformes, Salmonidae.
UGAGGAGUUGAAUGCACGCGGUGUUUCUUCACUUCCUGGUUUAAAGAUGGCGGAUGAGAAUGAGACAGCACCGAAGCCGGAGAAAGAAGAGGAGGUAGAAGAAGACCAUGGACAUUGCAGUGAUUGCGAAAAUGAAGAGCAUCACUUUGAUGAUGGUGACAAGGUCCAGGGAGAUGACAGUGGCGCCAAGAAGAAGAAAAACAAAAAGAAGAAGAAGAAGUCUGGGGCAAAUAAAGAACCUGCAGAGGAGGAUCCGCUAGGCAAGUCUUUCUUUCUCUCUACACAGGUGAACUCGCUGCCUGCUGAUAAGCUGCAGGAGAUCCAAAAGGCAAUUGAACUUUUCUCUGUAGGCCAGGGCCCUGCCAAAACCAUGGAGGAGGCAAGCCGACGCAGCUACCAGUUCUGGGACACACAGCCCGUCCCCAAGCUAGGGGAGAUGGUGACAUCACAUGGUUCCAUCGAGCCUGACAAAGACAACAUCCGGGAGGAGCCCUACAGCCUUCCUCCAGGCUUCACGUGGGACGCCUUGGACCUGGGCAACGCCGCUGUGCUGAAGGAGCUGUACACUCUGCUCAAUGAGAACUACGUGGAGGAUGAUGACAACAUGUUCCGCUUCGACUACUCCCCAGAGUUCCUGCUCUGGGCUCUGCGCCCCCCCGGCUGGCUGCCCCAGUGGCACUGUGGGGUGAGGGUAAACUCCAACCAGAAGCUGGUGGGCUUCAUCAGUGCCAUCCCUGCCAACAUCCGCAUCUAUGACCAAGAUAAGAAGAUGGUGGAGAUCAACUUCCUGUGCGUCCACAAGAAGCUGCGCUCCAAGCGGGUAGCGCCAGUCCUGAUCCGAGAGAUCACCAGACGGGUCAACCUGAAGGGCAUCUUCCAGGCUGUCUACACCGCUGGUGUGGUACUGCCCAAACCUGUGGGCACCUGCAGGUACUGGCAUCGCUCUCUGAACCCACGCAAGCUGAUCGAGGUGAAGUUCUCUCACCUGAGCCGGAACAUGACUAUGCAACGCACCAUGAAGCUGUACCGUCUGAAUGAGUCCCCAAAGACGUCUGGCUUGCGGCCGAUGACCAGGAAGGAUGUCCCGGCCGUGCAUCGCCUGCUCCUGGAGUACCUGAGCCAGUUCCACCUGGCCCCUGUCAUGAGCCCCGAGGAGGUGGAGCACUGGCUGCUGCCCCAGGAGAGCAUCAUCGACACCUACCUGGUCGUAUCCUCUGGAGGCAAGGUGACGGACUUCCUGAGCUUCUACACGCUCCCCUCUACUAUCAUGAACCAUCCAGUGCACCGCAGCCUCAAGGCAGCCUACUCCUUCUACAACGUGCACACCACCACCACCCUGCUGGACCUGAUGUCUGACGCACUCAUUCUGGCCAAGUCGAAAGGGUUUGACGUUUUCAAUGCACUGGACCUGAUGGAGAAUAAGACUUUCCUUGAGAAGCUCAAGUUUGGCAUCGGAGAUGGGAAUCUACAGUAUUAUCUGUACAAUUGGAAGUGUCCUAGCAUGGGAUCAGAGAAGGUUGGCUUAGUACUACAGUGACAUCCUCCACCCCCCCACCCCCCCACUGAGCGUCACAGUUAGGCCAGGAGACCACAAAACGCACUGACCACCUGACAGAUGGACCGAUGGACUUCCUGCUUCAGGAAAGAGAACCCACCGCCCAUUUUUACUUAUUGACCUUUGACCUGCACUACUGCUGCCAGGCAGGGAGUCGGGGGAGUUGGUCCUUCUCCACGCUCUCUCUCUCUCUCUCUCCCUCCCAUCACAUGGACCUUAAGCCAUUUUAGUUACCAUCCCAACUGAAGUCUGUCAUGAUUGUACUAGAUAUCUUAUACACACACUGCACAAUUCGCCAAAUAACACACACGUGUAACUACACAACAUACAUGUACAGUAAGACCGACAUGACAGGAAAAUUAUACUAACACAUACUGACCCAGGGGUGGGCAACUCCAGUCCUCCGGGGCCUGAUUGGUGCCACAUUUUGUCUUCAUCCCUAGCAAACACAGCUGAUUUAAUUAAAUUGCAUUCUAAACUGAAAAUCGUGAUUAUUGGAGUCAGGUGUGUUAGCUGUGGCUGGGGCAAAACUGGAACACCAAGCAGGCCCUCGACUGGAAUUGCCCACCCCUGCACUAGACGCUAACAUUUUAUAUUCAUUCAUGUGUGCAAUGCGCUUUUUCAAAACAAAUCUCUCAUCAUCCCCGAAGUACAGUGUUGGAGAAUAAAAAAUCAAAACAAUCAAAAACAUUUAAAAAGGAAGAAGAACUAAAAAAAAAAAAAAAAAGAUAAGG